Paramecium pentaurelia is the source of this 2709-nucleotide messenger RNA. The record is from the annotation of a GenBank genome assembly. NCBI's taxonomy places the organism in Eukaryota, Ciliophora, Oligohymenophorea, Peniculida, Parameciidae.
AUGAUAACAGAUGAACCAACUGUUGAAAUAACAAAAGAUGUCUUGUAAGGAUUAAAGAUAUAAAAAAUAUAUAAAGACUUUGUAAUAAAAUUAACUAAUUAAAGCUAAAAGAAAUCAAUUCAAUAGAUUUUUCAUAGAAUGGAUAAUAUUUGGUUGCUUGUGAUGAUCAAGUAGUUAAUGUUUUUGAUAUUGCUAAUAUGAAGUAUAAUAUAUAAAGAAUGAAAAUAUAGAAAGAUAAGAACAAUGUAUAAUAAUACUUAGGAGAUUGAUAUGGUGAAAUUUACAAAAGAUUAAACUCAUGUAAUUUGUGUUACAAAAAAUGAACCAUGUAUAUAAUUUAAUAUAUUUAAGAUGAAAUCUGGCAUUGGGCAUUUGAAGAGAAUCAAAUUUUAAAGAAAUUCUCUGGACACACAAAAAUGUAAUUGAAGUAAAAUUAUUAGUAAGAAUUUAUUAACUAGAAAUAUAUAAUUAAAUAAUUCUAAGUUGUAGUUUUGAUGAUACUUUAAGAUUAUGGGAAUUAAAUUAAUAAUAAGACACAUGUUAUGCAGUAUUAGAUUUGAGUUCUAAACCUGAUAAUAGAGUAAUAGGAGCUUUUGAUUUUAGUGGAAAUUCUUUUGGUAUGAGUUUUGUAGAAAAAGAAAAUGGUUAAUCAAUAAAUUGUGUUUAGUUAUAUUAAAUUAGAAAAUUUGAAUUAGGACCAUAUCAAGUUAAAAAGAUAUCAGGAACAACUGUAAUACAAUUAAAAUUUAGUGCUGACAAUUAAUUUAUUUUAUGUGUUUGUUCAGAUGGUCAAAUAUAAAUUUUAGAUAGUUAUUUAUUAAAUACAGUAAUUGAUUAAAAUUGAUUAAUAGUUAUUUGAUAUUCCAGGAAAUGCAGAUAGGAUAAAUGUUAAUGUUUGUUUUACUCCAGAUUCUAAAUUCUUAAUUACUGGUAGUAAUAGUGGAUACUUAUAUGUCAUAUCAAUAUAGAAUGCAAUUAAAACAUAAACUUAAGCAGGUUAAUUGAUUGCUAAACUAGAAGGACAUUAAAGAAAAUGUAAGUUAGUAUUAUUCAAUCCAAAAUAUUGUUGUUUGAUUAGUACUUGUAGAAAUCUUGUUGUUUGGACUCCAAAUCAAAUAUUAUGAUUUAUAUAAAAUAAUUAGAUAAUUUUAAUGUAUUAGGAUAAUUCUGAGGUAUAUAAUCAGAAUCAUGAUAGCAUUAUGAGUUCAUUAAUAGUAAUCUUGUGAUUGAAGAAAUUCCAGAGGAAAUUGAAAAUGACAAAGUUAUAGUCUAAGAAACAGCUGAUGAAAAUAAAAUCAAGGUGAUUCUUGUAAUGUAUAAUCACAACUACAAACUUAGGUAAACAAUCAAAAACUCAAACAAGAGUUCUUAAUUGCUGAUAACUUUUCAGCAUUUACUCAAGUUCUCAUAAUUUCUACAAUCAAUCAUAAUUGUUAUUAUGAUGAUCCCUUCUUUCAUUACAUCCUUAUGAUGACUAAGGUUAUUCGUAAAGCACUUAGAAGAAUGUUGGUACCCACCUGCAUUAAAACUAAAGAAGAGUUUAUUGUAUUGUUAAUCUAAUUUAGAGAUUAAACAAAAUAAUUUAUUUCAAUGUUUUUACCAAGAUAUAAACAUAGGAUUUAUAACAUCUACUGGAUAAAUCAAAUCUACUGCAUUCAUCUAUGUCCAUAAAACUAUAAGAGAAUUUUUAAUUAAGAAAAUUUGUAUAGAUUAAAAACAAGAAAGAGUUAGAUUUCUAAUGCAUUUUUUUAAAAUUGAAAAUAUAAUAAAGAUACCUUAUGUGCAUUAAGAUUAUAAAAACUAAUUCUUGAAAACUAAUAAAUUUAAAAAUGAAUUCAUAAUUUUAAGUGAAGAAAUAGAAACUCAUCAAUCUUUAUUUCAAGUUUAUAAAUUGGUUGAUGAUCAAAUAUAUUAUGUAAAAAGAGUAAUUAAAUCAUUUCAUAUAAAUAGAUUCAUUUAAGAGUUAAUUUCAGUUCUUCAUUUAUGAAUGUAUUCAAUACUAAAGAUGUUUAUAUUAAUAUAGCUAAGAUUUUAGCUUCCCUUUCACAUCCUAAUGUUAUUAGAUUAUAUGAUUGGUGGAUUGAAAUGUUAAAUUUCUAACCUUAUUUAUUUAUGCAGAUUGAAUAUUGCAUAUAUCCUAGAUAUAUAUCCUAAGCUAAAAAUUUAUUAAGUUAUUCUUAUUUUUAUAUGAAUCCUAUGCCACAUAAAUAAAAAUAGAAACAUAUUCAAGAUAUUAUUUUAUAAAUAAUUUAAGCUUUGGAAUUUCUAAAAUUAAGAAAGAUUCAUCUAAUUGACUUAAAACCUGAAAAUAUCAUGGUGACUAUAACAGUCACUGGUGAUUUAUAAGUAAUCAUUAUUAUUUCAUUAUAGAUUGUACUUGCAGACUUUAAUCCUUAAAUAAAUAAUUAAUAAUAAUAAUGUUAUUUAGAUUAUACAUUUUAAUCUAUAGGCACAUUAAUUUUGAAUUUAAUCUUAACAUUUCCUGGAGAUGCUACUUUAAGAAAUAAUUAUAUAACUAAAUUUUUGAAUUGUAAAUUUGAAGAAUCAUUAACACUUUUAGAUUCUUGGGCAUAAAAAGUUAAAAAUAGAAAUCGUGAAUUUUCAUUUCAACUUUAUAAAAAUUUGCUUUUAUUGGUUAAAUCCAUCAUUACAGAAUCACAUUUUCAUGAUUUCCAUGAAUUGAAAAAGUCUAUUUAAAAAAUCUAUUGA